ACCAUGCUUUCCGUCUGCUUCCUGCUCGCGCCUGUUGGGGACCCACAGCAGCUGCAGCUCUUGCCGCUGAAGGGGCUCAAUCUGGUCGACAAGGAGAACACGCCCCCGGCCCUGAACGGGACCCGAGUCCUGGCCAGCAAGACCGCGAAGAGGAUCUUCCAGGAGCCUGUCGAGCCGAAAACUAGAGCAGCCACCCCUAGGAUGCAGGAUGAGCCGCUGCUGAGAGAAAACCCACACCACUUUGUCAUAUUCCCCAUCGAGUACCCCGAUAUCUGGCAGACAUAUAAGAAGGGGGAGGCCUCCUUCUGGACCACCAAGGAGGUGGACCUGUCCAAGGACGUUUGGCACUGGGAAUCCCUGAAGCCCGAGGGGAGAUACUUUAUAUCCCACGUUCUGGCUUUCUUUGCAGCAAGUUAUGGCAUAGUAAAUGAAAACUUGGUGGAGCGAUUUAGCCAAGAAGUUCAGAUCACAGAAGCCCACUGUUUCUAUGGCUUCCAAAUGGCCAUGAAAAACAUACAUUCUGAAAUAUAUAGUCUCCUUAUUGACACUUACAUAAAAGAUCCCAACGAAAGGGAAUUUCUCUUCAAUGCUAUUGAAACGAUGCCUUGUGUCAAGAAGAAGGCAGAUUGGGCCUUGCUCUGGGUUGGGGACAAAGAGGCUACCUAUGGUGAACACGUUGCAGCCUUUGCUGCAGUGGAAGGCAUCUUCUUUUCUGGUUCUUUUGCAUCCAUAUUCUGGCUCAAGAAACGAGGACUGAUGCCUGGCCUCACAUUUUCUAAUGAACUUACUGGCAGAGAUGAGGGUUUACACUGUGAUUUCGCUUGCCUGAUGUUCAAACACCAAGUACACAAACCAUCAGAGGAGAGAGUAAGAGAAAUAAUUAUCAGUGCUGUUCGGAUGGAACAGGAGUUCCUUACUGAGGCCUUGCCUGUGAAGCUCAUUGGGAUGAAUUGCACUCUAAUGAAGCAAUACAUUGAGUUUGUGGCAGACAGACUUAUGCUGGAACUGGGUUUUAGCAGGGUUUUCAGAGUAGAGAAUCCAUUUGACUUUAUGGAGAAUAUUUCACUGGAAGGAAACACUAACUUCUUUGAGAAGAGAGUAGGUAAGUAUCAGAGGAUGGGAGUGAUGUCAAGUCCAACAGAGAAUUCUUUUACCUUGGGUGCUGACUUCUAA
This is a messenger RNA of Saimiri boliviensis boliviensis (Bolivian squirrel monkey), 1173 nucleotides long. The record is from RefSeq and is a predicted model, not a curated record. NCBI's taxonomy places the organism in Eukaryota, Metazoa, Chordata, Mammalia, Primates, Cebidae.